This is a messenger RNA of Drosophila santomea, 1134 nucleotides long. RefSeq lists its product as uncharacterized. Lineage: Eukaryota; Metazoa; Arthropoda; Insecta; Diptera; Drosophilidae. The record is from RefSeq and is a predicted model, not a curated record. The transcript has a single exon. Bases 1 to 1038 code for a protein of 345 amino acids.
AUGUGUCAUGUUGUCACAGUGAUUGUAUCCAGCUUAGUAGGCAAAUUCCUGGACAAGAUAGCUUUGCGUCUCGAUUCACCUCAGUCAUCGUCUGGUUUUAGCUCAGUUCACAGCUCCUUUCAGUUCAGGUUACAAGUUAUAUAUGAAUACAAGUCAAAACCUAACACAAUGCUCAAGUUUUCGCCCAAGAAUUCGAUCAGCAAGGCAAAGCCGAGAGUACGCGAUAGCCACAUGCCAAAUCUGGCGGAGUACACCAAUCCACGUACCCUGCGUUCCCUGUACAGCAUGCACCCAAAUGCGUUGUGCAGCCAGGCGGCAGCAAGUAGAGUGGCAGCCUUGACUUCCUCGGCCAGAGUCAACGAGCAGGUGGAACCUCCACGCGUUUGGAACUGCAACAAACCCAAGAAGACGGCAACUAACCCCUACAACGUCUACUCCAAGCAAAGAAACAAGUUAAGCGGCAAGAGCGGAUCCAAGACGAGCAUCAGGCGGUGGGUGCAUCCCCCUUAUCCCGUCCAUCGUCCCAAGAAGAAUGGCAAGAAGCGCGAGGGGUCGCUCAACUACGAGUCCUUCUAUGUGCCCUACGAGCAAGACGAUACUACAAUUGGCAAUCAAGCGGCAGUAAAUCCCAGGACUGAUAAUAAGGAGCCAGCAGAGGAGCCACGUAGUAGAUCGUUCAAGCGCUUGCAGACGGCGGGCGUGCGGUAUGCUCUAAAGAUCGCUGAGAUGGCCAGCCUGAUUGAGGAGGUCAAGUCGCAUUCGAUGGCGGUGAACGACGAUGAAACGAAGUCCAUGAUGAAUGUGCCGUUGCUACUGCCGCCGUCGGAGUUCGCCGAAGAUCCCAUUGAGUCCGGGAAGCGCUUCGUCCUGCUCCGCUCCCGCACUGAGAUGCGCUUCCCGACUUUGGGUUGCGAUGAGUUGCUGUACAAGUACGCCUGCCAUCUGCCCUUUGUUCAAGAUCCAUCGAAACCAGAUGUAAAGCGGCCAAAGAUGAAUGGACUGUCAUUUCGGCCGCUGUUAGGAGAAGAUCUCAAUUGAAGGGAAUUCAUGCACAACUUAACUAGGCACCAUGCCAUUAUAUUUUAUUACUUGUUUUUGUUGAAUUCGAGUAAAAUUCAGAAUUCAUAUGGAAAA